AUGGUGUCGGUGGCUGCUAUCUCACCAUGCCUUGCACCGCGCACACCUGCCCAGAAAGAUGGCCUGCUCCCUGCCAUGAACACGACACCUGCUCUAGUUAGUCAACAAGAGCGUGGCCAUCUUGCACUGGCGCUGCGCAGCCGCGAUAAGGCUCCCGUGCAGGCAGCUCCAGGUAACUCUGGAAGGGCUGCAAGUAGUGGUCGUACAGGUGUAAUGUGGAACGCUGCGAAGCAUAGAGCCAUCAAUGAUGUGGAGGAGGUGGAGGCGGCCACGCAGGCCACAGAGGACCAGCCCAUGGCUGAAGAACCUGAGGACCCACCGAAGGACUAUACAGAUGACGAGGCGUCUGUGGACGAUGACGAAGUAUAUGAACCAGGGAAUGAUGACAUGGAGGAGGAGGAUGAUUGGGAGGAGGUCAACCAUGACGACAAAGCUGCAUAA
This is a messenger RNA of Closterium sp. NIES-65, 441 nucleotides long. The record is from the annotation of a GenBank genome assembly. NCBI's taxonomy places the organism in Eukaryota, Viridiplantae, Streptophyta, Zygnematophyceae, Desmidiales, Closteriaceae.